AAAAAGUCUAAGAAAUGUACGAAAAAUUAUAAUGAGUUCAUUUCUCAGAAUUGAUGGUCUUGAAUGGAAAUAACCAAAAAUAAGUUUGGGGAAAAGUAGUAAAAAAAAUUAGGAUAAGUUCCACUAGAGCAAUGAACUAUAAGAAAAUGUUUUUUAUUUUCCAUGUCAAUUAAGAAAAUGAAGAAUAAAAACCCUGCCUUCCAGAAACAUUAAGAUGAUGAACGAUUCCCCUUGCCUACCAGAACCAUAUGUUCAUGAAGUAUAAUGGCAAAAAAAACCAAGUCCACCUAGAUUUAGUAAUCAAACUCAAUACAAGGGACAAGGAGAAGAUGUCUCCAAUCCGUAACCCGCCAAAUUCGAGAAGCUAGAAGCAACAGUGAUAGGAUUGAAAAUGAGCUACAAGAAUAUCGAAAGAAAACUUGAACUCCUAAUCAGUGGACAACCUCAAAAGCCUCAAAACGACCUCUUGAGCAACACAGGAAACAAUCCAAAGAAGGAGGAAGUUGCGUUCAUUUGGACUAGAAUGAGAGCAUUCAAGAUUUUUCCGAGUAUGAAAAAGGAAGAAGAGAAGAAGGAAGCUGACUAUCCAUCCCUCCUCAGGAAUCUGAUAGAAGCUUCUGGAGGAGCAGAAGUGGCAAUAUCAUUAUUGGAGAAGAUGAUUUUGAUAGAGGAUCUCAAAGGAAAGAUGGAGAUCUCCAUGGAAGACGAUGACAAGGGGAAAGAGAAGGAUAUCACUAUCAAGAAAACCCCAUGGGGGUUUGUAGAAUUUAUCCUAGUCAAUGAUGUAAAGAAAGAUCCUGGGCAUAUUGUCAUCACGUGGAAAAAGGUCUAGUUGACCUUCACUCAAGUGUACCAUUGCAUAAAUAUGAAUAAAUGAGACUGACCCGCAUUGCGCACCCCAACGUAGAGAACAUGCUAGUCAACAACACACCAUGUAAAGCUCUUGGGAUUGUUCGAUGCCAUACCACCCAUGGGGUUUGUUCAUUUUCUUUUUCGACUACCUCGUGAUCGACAUGGAAAUAAGAAAUGAGUAUUCAACCCUCUUUGGAAGGUCAUUCCUUGGAAGUGCUCGUGCAAGGAUUGAUGGUGUCAAUGAAGAAGUAACCCUACACAUAUGGAAGCUUCCAUACAAGAUAAUAAGGCCAAUCAACAGAGGAAAUAAACAUAAGGAGUAUCC
Molecule: messenger RNA, 1177 nt
Organism: Linum trigynum
Lineage: Eukaryota; Viridiplantae; Streptophyta; Magnoliopsida; Malpighiales; Linaceae
Source: the annotation of a GenBank genome assembly